Anopheles stephensi (Asian malaria mosquito) is the source of this 1188-nucleotide messenger RNA. RefSeq lists its product as uncharacterized. The coding region runs from base 430 to 954 and encodes 174 amino acids. The record is from RefSeq and is a predicted model, not a curated record. NCBI's taxonomy places the organism in Eukaryota, Metazoa, Arthropoda, Insecta, Diptera, Culicidae. The transcript is spliced from 2 exons.
CGGGGCAUUGGGUUAUUGAGUCAUUAUUCGCCUCUUUCGAAGACCGGCUCCGUUGUCGCCUGUACCAUCGGACCGCCCUAAUCGGACACUAAAGACCUCUUUGUAGUAAAGUGAUAUGCGUCGUGUUUGAUGAGCCGUUCCAAAUUAACCUAUAUUCACUAGAGCGUGUAAACUUUGCCACACACACACUUUUUUGUGGUGAGUUAAAUUAAGUUAGUUUAAUUUAUUAAGCGGAUUUAUCCUGUGGGUCGUUGCGAACAGUAGUAUGGAGGCUAGAGUUAGAGUGUUAUCGCAUUUACUUAAUGAGCCCUGUCGGAAAUGGAAUGAGAACCAUCAUGUCACUGCUCUUAACAAGAUUCUCAUUACGAACAGUUCAUGCUAGUAUAAAUAGAAGGGAAAUUUAAAACAUUGUCCACAUGGAGAGCAAACAUGUUUUGGAGUAUUUGGCUAUCGGUUACCGUGCUGGGCUUCCUUUGUGCCCCACAAUUUGAAGCAUCCGUCCGCAUCACCAACUAUACGGACGAGUGGGAUCCAAAAUAUCUGGACGUGGAUUUGCGUGUCCGCCGGCUGGAUCAAACGACUGCGAUCGAUUUCGAUUUGGAUCUGAAGCAGGAGCUCGAUAAGAAUGUUGAGUAUGACGUACGGCUGUGUAAACGUGUGGCAGGGAAAUAUCAUCAGAUGAUGUACACGGGCAAGCAGCAACUGUGCGGGAAGGAACUGAGACGAUCGCGUAACCUGCUCGACCGGUACAUUGCUUCGGAGCUGGUGAAACACUCGAACCUGACCACGCGCUGUCCGAUAAAGACGGGACACUAUGAGGUACGGAACUUUGAAAUUGACGAUCGCCAUCUGAUGAUGAGUGUGGUGCCGUCCGGCGAGUUUCUGAUCGAGGUCGGUGUAUACCACCGUGGAAAGGAAAUCAAAAUGAAUCGUUGGUUCGUGACGGCAACGUAAUGGUGCUAUUACAGAUGGAUAGAGAGAUAAGAUCGUUAUUUAGACAUUAGUUGAAUUGCACUAGCUUUCGGGUGUGGGAUGGGGAUUUUUCAAGUGAGUUCUUAUAUUUACAUCAAAUGUGGACGUAGUUGAGAGGGUGACCGCUUACAACAGCCCCUAGUUUAUUAGCUUAAGUCUACCUUGUAUAACUGCACGAAACACAGGCUCCAUCUGCUUCCCGGUGAAUGUCUGUAU